Molecule: messenger RNA, 1252 nt
Organism: Malaclemys terrapin pileata
Lineage: Eukaryota; Metazoa; Chordata; Testudines; Emydidae
Product: ethanolaminephosphotransferase 1-like
Exons: 10
Coding region: 1-1167 (388 amino acids)
Biological process (GO): phosphatidylethanolamine biosynthetic process
Cellular component (GO): Golgi apparatus; endoplasmic reticulum membrane
Molecular function (GO): ethanolaminephosphotransferase activity
Source: RefSeq, a predicted model, not a curated record
AUGUGGCAGCCCCAGUAUGUCACUGCCCAGCAGCGGGCCGGCUUCCGCCGAUACCAGUACAGUGCUGUGGACACAAACCCGUUAUCAGUCUAUGUUAUGCAGCCCCUCUGGAACAGAAUUGUAAAGAUAGUGCCUCUGUGGAUUGCUCCUAACUUGUUAACCUUCUCUGGAUUUCUGAUGAUUUUAAUUAAUUAUUUUCUGUUAUCUUUUUAUGACUGGGACUACACUGCAUCAGGUGCCAGUCCUGGAAUUGUUCCAACAUGGGUAUGGCUGUUUGGUGCUUGUACCACCUUUUGUGCUUAUGCUUUAGACUCUAUAGAUGGGAAGCAUGCUCGAAGGACUCAGUCCAGUAGCCCUUUGGGGGAGUUAUUUGACCAUGGGCUAGAUAGCUGGGCUACCUCCAUCUUCAUCCUCUCUUAUUUUUCUAUCUGCUCACGUGAUAAUGGAAAGACUGGGAUUUCUGUACACACAAUGUAUAUAUCUUUAAGCAUUGUCUUGCUUAACUUUAUGUUUUCACAUUGGGAAAAAUAUAACACAGGAGUUCUCUUUCUUCCUUGGGGAUAUGAUCUAAGCCAAGUGACAUUAAUAGCAAUGUAUCUGGUGACUGCUGCUGUUGGGGUAGAAGUCUGGCACAAACCUUUCCUAUUUGGUUAUUACAUUACAGAUAUAUUAGUAAUCUUGCUGAUAGGUUGCAGUAUAUUUCUUUCACUUCCACAGACACUGUACAACAUUCAUAAAGCACACUUAAAGAAAACACUGAAGAAAGAUUCUUUGUAUGAGGGACUUCUUCCUCUGGUAUCUCCUGUGCUGCUGUUUGCUCUCCUUACUAUCUGGGUGAUUUUAUCACCGUGUGAUAUUUUAGCAAAACAAACCAGGCUCUUUUUAUGGAUGGUUGGUGUUGUUUUCUCAAAUGUUACUUGCAGAGUGAUAAUUUGCCAGAUGAGCGACACCAGAUCUGAAGCUUUCCACUGGCUCCUGUUUCCAUUAGCUCUUGUGAUCUACGCAGCGGUAACAGGGCUCCUGGGCAAGAAUGAGGAAAUGGCACUUACCAUAUUCACUAUGUUAGCCACAGCUGCUCACGUACACUAUGGAGUUUGGGUGGGGAGACAGCUGAGUAAGCAUUUCAACAUUUACAUCUUUUCGUUGAAGAAACACAUUCAAGCAUGAACCUCUUUGCUGCGACUAGAGCAUAAACCUUACCAUGGAGCUUCUCAUCUGUGUUUCUGUGAUAAAAAUAGUGGUGCUUUGUUGA